Molecule: messenger RNA, 1048 nt
Organism: Camellia sinensis
Lineage: Eukaryota; Viridiplantae; Streptophyta; Magnoliopsida; Ericales; Theaceae
Product: RNA-binding (RRM/RBD/RNP motifs) family protein
Molecular function (GO): RNA binding
Source: RefSeq, a predicted model, not a curated record
UUCAUAUUCUUACUGGCUUGACAUGUGAGGUAUGAACAGGACCAAAAACUGAAAAGCCCUGUCUCUGUAUGUGUGUGUAUAUAUAUAUAGUUCACACACUGUUUUAGUCGAGAACUUUCUUGAAUAAACUCUUCGCAGCGUAACAAUUUCUUCACAGAUCAGAAAGAUAUGGAUUCGGGUGCAUUUACUGUCGAAGUUAUAGGUCUGCCCCCUGAAGCAACAGAGAAGGAUGUCUAUGAUUUCUUUGCCUUCUGUGGGACGAUUGAACAUGUUGACAUUGUCAGAGUUGGUGAAUAUGCCUGUUCAGCCUAUGUGACAUUUAAAGAUGCUUAUGCCGUGCAAACAGCAGUCUUGCUUAGUGGAGCUACACUUUUGGAUCAACACAUCUGCAUAACACCCUGGGGGCAUUAUGAAGAUGAAUUUGAUUUUUGGAAUCGGCCUUCAUGGAAGAUUGAAGAUGAAACUGAUUCAGCUCCCUCACAAGGAGGCCAAUUUGUUCCUUCUGCUGGAGAAGCAGUAACAAUGGCUCAAGAUGUAGUUAAAACCAUGCUAGCCAAAGGAUAUGUACUGGGCAAAGAUGCAUUGAGCAAGGCCAAAGCUAUUGAUGAAUCUCAUCAGGUCUCCGCAACUGCAGUGGCCAAGGUUGCUGAACUGAGUGAGAGAAUUGGGCUCACUGAUAAGUUUUGUGCAGGGGUUGAAGCUGUCAUGUCUGUGGAUCAAAAGUACCACAUUUCAGACACCACGAAAUCAGCAGUAUCAGCUACAGGGCGAACAGCUGUAGCAGCAGCAAACUCUGUGGUCAGCAGUAGUUACUUCUCUAAGGGAGCUCUUUGGGUAUCGGAUGCACUAACUCGGGCAGCGAAAGUUGCAGGUGAUUUGGGUACUGGGACUGCUAAAAAUGAGAAGCUGGCUUGACUCGAGUAUAGGUUCUUGAUCUUGAUCUUGUCUUGUAGCAUUAGCUUAAAGACAGUAUAUGUAGUUUUCUAAUGUACAUACAAUCUUGUUACUAAAACCUAAGAGAGAUGAAUGAAACAAAGUUUUAUGCAAA